UUGACAUUCUUCAGUCAGUCGAUCGGUGCGGGUUCUUCGAGUUGUUUCCUCGUUGUAUAAAUGAUAGUUCGGAAGUGAAUAAUUUUCAUUGCUGCUGCAUUUUUACAACAUUUCAUGUGCAAACUGAAUGGGAUAUUCGGUGACGGAUUUGGGAAGAAGAGAAGGUUAACUGUACUCUACGCGAAGCAUUUGGUUAACUUUCUUUGGUAACAAUAUCCGAUAGCAGUGGUACAAUAGGUGUGCUGAUUGCUGGGAGUGGAAGAAAAGUGUGAGCCUAUAUGGGCGUCUGUUCAGCGGCAAAAGACGGAGGUGGAAUUUACUGGUGCUUCCUGCUGUACAGAGUAAUAGCUGGUAGAGGGUAGACCGACUUCCCGGUUUGAAAAUCGCCAAAGCGCCGUUUGAAUUAUCACCGAUUUCAACAACCUGGAAUCCCGCCACUACGUAUCUGGUGUGGUUGUCACUGAUGAUAACCUUUCCCCGUGAGCUCUGUGACAAAGGUCAAACAGGGCUUUGAUUUCUGCAGCGAACAGCUCAGCAAUAGACAGCGAAGAGCGACAGGAAAUUCCAACCCCUAAUCCUUGCCAGUGUGUAGAAUGCUGUUCAGCCUCUCGAACAACACAGCUUUCGACGCGCGUUUUAGAAACAGGAACAUCAUCAGUAGACAAACUACGACGAAAUUGGUGCACAAUCAUUAUUGCUCCCAGCUGUUGCACGACGAAGGAAUACGGAGGCCAGAACCUGUGGGCCAUUUUCAUCCAACUAUAGGAAUCAUGAUACACAAUCUUCAUUCUAGUCACUAAAAGCCGGAUUUGGAAUCCAGUUGAUGAGUUUCGACUACUCGGAUGUAAGACAUUUGCAAAGUGUCAUAUUUUUUUUUUAGACAUAGUAAGACGCACAAAAAGGAGUGAUACUUUGUCCUCACUCGAAAAGAAGGCAAACAUCGGAUCAUACUGAUUAGCGACUGCGAGAUAACCCGAAACAGAAGUGAGUAAUAAGUGCUUUAGACUAGCACACAGUGCGAUUUCAAGUCGAAAGGUGGGAACUCCCAUCCACCAAUUGGCAGCGAGCUGGCUUUCAUUGAUUUGGGUCCCUCUGGACUUUGAACACACAUCGGAAGACUAGUCAUCGUUAUCAAGUUUGCGCCAAUUUUAUUUCGGAAUCACAACCGCAAUGCCCUCUUCCAGAGGGAUAAUAAGCGAAGUGUUCAAAUAUCCGCGGGCACUUUUCCGGACGGUGUUUGUGAUUGUAAACAACAUCUAUUGUGUUCCGACCUAUCUGAUAUGGAUGUUUUUGCUGCUACCGUUGAAGAAAAUCCACGAAACCUGUUACUACCGAAUCGAGGGGGUCCUGUUCCAUUGGCUGCUGGCAAACGUGACCAUGUGGUCUUCGACUGCCGGCUAUGACUUGGUCGAAAUGGGGGACGACAUCACACCGGCCCUGGACCAACGCACACUGGUGAUAGCGAACCAUCAGAGCACAUCGGACGUUCCCCUGCUGAUGGCUUUGUUCAAUGCCAAAAAUGGUGUGCUGCCGAACAUCAUGUGGAUAAUGGAUCGAAUGUUCAAGUACACCAAUUUCGGAGCAGUCAGCUUAAUCCAUCAGGACUUUUUCAUUGCAUCAGGUAAAUCAAAUCGAGACCAAUCACUGCAGGAACUUAAAAAACAUUUGAAAAAAUCAUACAUUCCACGUAAACGGAAGUGGAUUGUGCUUUUCCCGGAAGGAGGAUUCCUGCGAAAGCGAAAGGAAGUAAGCCAAAGAUUUGCGGAGAAAAACAACUUACCAGUAUUAAACAACGUGACGGUUCCACGUGUCGGUGCGAUGAGUGCUAUCGUUGAUGUUAUUGGCUCUCCGGAAUCGCCAUGCAGGACGAGCCCGUCGAUACCAGUCGCAACGGUGACAGAUGAAUACAAUCGAGCAACAGUCAAAACUUCACCGGAGGAACAGGUUCUACUUGAACAUACACAGCUGGAUCAGGAAAUGGAACAGCUUCAAAUUGCAAACAAUCGCAACACCUUGGUCAGUGGCCAAGCAAUAGGUGCCGAAGAUUGUGAUAGCUUCAAGGAUUCCCACUUCUCUAAGCUUAACGGAAAGUUGAACGACUGCUUGGAAUACAUUCUGGACGUUACCAUCGGGUAUCCCAAUGGCAAACCGCUAGACUUACCAACCAUAGUGCAUGGAAUGAGAAAUCCGUGUCAGACUUAUCUAUUCUAUAGGCUGUACCGAAGUGCGGAUGUCCCUCGGGAUAGCGAAUCCCUCACCCAAUGGCUUUACGAGCGGUUCUACGAGAAAGAAAAAAUGCUGGAGGAGUUCUAUCGGACAGGGGCAUUCCCGAGCAACAAUUCGGUUACACUGCCGGCCGUAGUGCAGCAGGAUUUGCUUCGAUUUCUACUGAUCCAUCUAUUCUUCAUCACCUCCACUUACGUCCAUUAUCAGCUUAUACUGAUGCUGAUCAACUACUCGAAUGUUAUGUACGUUUAUCUGUUAAGCAACAGCUAAGCUGAUUUGAUGACUGGUAAUCGUAAAGUGACGAACAAUUAGAUGUAUAAAUAGGUGUAUAAAAACUAAUCAUUACCAAGACUAAUAUUCUCUAGGGUCUAGUAGAGAAAUCUUCUGCGACGUGUCAGUCAGUCCCUGCUGCUUCGCAAAUGUGCUCGGAAAAUGUGAGAAAAGAAUGCACAAAGAUUGUUUUAAAACAACUACAACAACAUACGAUACAAGGUAAUCUUAUGCAAGGAAAAAGCACAGAAAAGCGUAGAGCUCAAAAACAUUAAACACAUACACAACACAGAAUCUAGCGCUAUUUAUCUGGUUGGAUGCAAUCACAAUGAAUGUAUGUUCCAUUUGUUCAACUAGAAUUUUACAAACAAGACAAACUGCAAAUAUUUGUUCAUAUGUGUGCAACAGAAAUAUUCAUUCUUAGAAGUGCUGCAGAUCGUGUCAUUCAUCGUGUCAAUAAUAACAAUAUUGAUACGCACAGUUUCCAUUGUACAAUACCUAUGUAAGCAGCUGAGCUGGAGAAAACAAACAUUAAAUGGUCACUAUCAAUUAGAGGAGGUACCACGUUAUACCUAACGACUUACCAAAAAGACAGCAAACUUAAACCGUUAGUACUGAUAGCAAACUGUUUUAUUUUUGCAUACAGGGUUUUUCUUAACGAAACUGAAUUGUCGUUUAUAGUUUGCUUUUACUUAUGCUUGCAAAAGAGCAGGAAGAAUGAAACAACAGAAGCAUAAAUUUAAUAAUGUGUACAUAUAUUUUUACAUUGUUCAAAACGUUUCUCUUCUCAAAACAAUCGGAUCGAUUAAAAAAACUAUAAAUUCUCAAGAAAAUUUGAAAUGAUAGAAACCGAACGAAAGUCGAUACGAGGAAUGCUUGUUUUUUUUUUGUUUUCGAGUAGCGUUUCAAAUAAAACUCAACCAACAGUGAUUUGCGAUAUUGCGUGCGCGGAUAUGAGAGAGCUGAGCGUCUUUUGCGAAUAAUUUGUUUUCCAAACUGCAAAAUGGAAGGAUUUUAAAUUCGCACAACUGUGGUGUAAAUGUAGCACAAAAAUCUUAUUUAUAUUCUGAAGUAACUUCCUAGGUGUAGCAUUUUCUGAAAAUUCAAGUUUGCGCGUCUUGAUAACAAAUAGAAAUAAAGUCAUAAAACGCGCUAAUGUUUUGAAGCCCA
This is a messenger RNA of Uranotaenia lowii, 3666 nucleotides long. RefSeq names its product acyl-CoA:lysophosphatidylglycerol acyltransferase 1-like. The transcript is spliced from 8 exons. The record is from RefSeq and is a predicted model, not a curated record. NCBI's taxonomy places the organism in Eukaryota, Metazoa, Arthropoda, Insecta, Diptera, Culicidae. Gene Ontology annotation, cellular component: endomembrane system. Gene Ontology annotation, molecular function: acyltransferase activity. Bases 1171 to 2496 code for a protein of 441 amino acids.